AUGCUCAUCUUCGAAUACGCUCAAGGUUUAUACCCAAUCACAACAUACGAAUCCAUCCUCCUCUCCGAGCUCAUCUACGCCCACCUCGCCUGCACCCUCGGCCCCUCCACCCACACCUCCCGCGCAUCCACCUGGCCCGCCGAACACAGGCACAUAAUCUACCACAUCCUCCAGCGCGCAUUCCUCCACCCGGGCGUCGCAGGCUCCGCCAUCUUCCUCCUCGGCCGCCUCAAGCACAAGCGCCCCACACUGCAACUCGAGGGUCUCGCUGGCCUCAACGCAUUCACGGCAUCGUUCAUGGUCGCUUCCAAGUGUUUAUCGGAUUAUCCACUCCCGAUGAACCGAUGGCUCUAUAUCACCGGUAAUCACUUCGCGGCAUCACAGCUCUCCUACCUCGAAACGCAGCUGUGUUGUGAUUUAGAUUGGGAUUUAGGUCUGGAUAGGAAGGUGUAUGAUGAUUUUACGGAGCUGUUUGCGGCGUGGAUGGUGAAGAGGCAGAUGGAGGCGCUUCCUGUGGAUUUCUUUUCUCGGCCGGAGUUUGACCAUACGACUCCGGUGGGGUUCGCCAAGUUGAAUGGGGACGUGGAGGGUGGUGAUGUGGAUGGGAGUGAGUUGUUCGAUCCGCUCUCGGGGUGGAGGGAGAUGCCCCAGCCCGAGCUUCCCGCCGCCUGUAAUAUUGACCCAUGUCUUGAGGCUGGAACCGCCAGUGGACAUCGAGCGAACACCCAUAGUCCUGAUUACGUGCGCGAAAUCCGAGCAUCGAAAUGUCCUUCCAAUCUACUCCGCUCAUCAAGGUAUUCUCGGAGUCGUUCUCGCAGUCCAAGCCGCAGUGAACACCAUCGAGCCUCGUACCGCCGAUCCACCAAAUUGCAUCCUACAUCUCAACUAUGGAGUGCACACAGCUCUGAAACAGACUCAGUUCCGGAUCCAUAUUUUCCACUCGACGAAAUAAUCGAUUCCGAAUCCGAAUACUCCAACGAAUCAAAUCCCUGCUCGAGCUGGGUUGCGAUCAACAGUCCAACCAUCCCGCCUCCCAGCAAGAACCGAGCCGUCCAGUGUACGAUCCUAGACGAAGGCAUCGAUGACACCACGUCACCUACAAGUGAAUCCGCCAAAUUGAAGAAAUUACUGUCCAGGUUCAGACCACGCCUCCGAAGCACAAGAGCCACCAAAUCUGUUUGA
Molecule: messenger RNA, 1182 nt
Organism: Coprinopsis cinerea okayama7#130
Lineage: Eukaryota; Fungi; Basidiomycota; Agaricomycetes; Agaricales; Psathyrellaceae
Exons: 4
Coding region: 1-1182 (393 amino acids)
Biological process (GO): regulation of cyclin-dependent protein serine/threonine kinase activity
Molecular function (GO): protein kinase binding
Source: RefSeq, a predicted model, not a curated record